This is a messenger RNA of Apaloderma vittatum (bar-tailed trogon), 2910 nucleotides long. RefSeq names its product glutamate receptor ionotropic, NMDA 2B-like. Gene Ontology annotation, molecular function: NMDA glutamate receptor activity; transmitter-gated monoatomic ion channel activity involved in regulation of postsynaptic membrane potential. Lineage: Eukaryota; Metazoa; Chordata; Aves; Trogoniformes; Trogonidae. Gene Ontology annotation, cellular component: NMDA selective glutamate receptor complex; postsynaptic density membrane; plasma membrane. Gene Ontology annotation, biological process: synaptic transmission, glutamatergic; long-term synaptic potentiation; excitatory postsynaptic potential. The record is from RefSeq and is a predicted model, not a curated record.
GUGGGGAAAUGGAAGGAAAAAAAGUUGCAGAUGAAGUACUAUGUGUGGCCCCGCUUUGAGCUAUAUCCAGACUCCGAGGAGCGUGAGGACGAUCACCUGAGUAUCGUGACCUUGGAAGAGGCACCGUUCGUCAUUGUGGAAAAUGUGGACCCCCUGAGUGGCACCUGCAUGAGGAACACAGUCCCUUGCCAAAAACGCAUAGUGACUGAGAACAAAACCGAUGAGGAGCCAGAUUACAUGAAGAAAUGUUGCAAGGGGUUCUGCAUUGACAUCCUCAAGAAAAUCUCAAAGUCUGUCAAGUUCACCUAUGACCUCUACUUGGUGACUAAUGGCAAGCAUGGCAAAAAGAUCAAUGGGACAUGGAAUGGAAUGAUUGGAGAGGUCGUCACCAAACGAGCCUAUAUGGCUGUGGGAUCCCUCACCAUUAAUGAGGAGCGUUCAGAAGUGGUGGAUUUCUCUGUGCCCUUCAUUGAGACGGGAAUCAGCGUCAUGGUGUCACGUAGCAAUGGAACUGUCUCACCUUCUGCCUUCUUAGAGCCAUUCAGUGCUGACGUAUGGGUGAUGAUGUUUGUGAUGCUGCUUAUCAUCUCUGCGGUGGCCGUCUUUGUCUUUGAGUACUUCAGCCCUGUGGGCUAUAAUCGGUGCCUUGCUGAUGGCAGAGAGCCAGGAGGUCCCUCUUUCACCAUUGGCAAAGCUAUCUGGUUGCUGUGGGGGCUGGUCUUCAACAACUCUGUGCCAGUGCAGAAUCCCAAGGGUACCACUAGCAAGAUCAUGGUGUCGGUGUGGGCUUUCUUCGCUGUCAUCUUUCUGGCCAGCUACACUGCCAACCUGGCUGCCUUCAUGAUCCAAGAGGAAUACGUGGACCAGGUGUCUGGCUUGAGCGACAAAAAGUUCCAGAAACCCAACGACUUCUCACCCCCUUUCCGCUUUGGGACAGUUCCCAAUGGCAGUACAGAAAGGAAUAUUCGCAACAACUACCCUGAAAUGCACAGCUACAUGGUGAAGUUCAAUCAGAGGGGAGUGGAUGAUGCACUGUUCUCACUGAAGACUGGGAAGUUGGAUGCUUUCAUUUAUGAUGCAGCAGUGCUGAACUACAUGGCUGGCAGAGAUGAAGGCUGCAAACUGGUGACGAUUGGAAGUGGGAAAGUGUUUGCCUCCACCGGCUAUGGCAUUGCCAUCCAAAAGGACUCAGGCUGGAAGCGCCAGGUUGAUCUUGCCAUUCUACAGCUUUUUGGAGAUGGAGAGAUGGAGGAGCUGGAAGCAUUGUGGCUCACUGGCAUUUGUCACAAUGAGAAGAACGAGGUUAUGAGCAGCCAGCUGGAUAUAGAUAACAUGGCAGGUGUCUUCUACAUGCUGGGAGCAGCCAUGGCCCUCAGUCUCAUCACCUUCAUCUGUGAGCAUCUCUUCUACUGGCAAUUCCGCCACUGCUUCAUGGGUGUCUGUUCUGGCAAGCCUGGUGUGGUCUUCUCCAUCAGUAGGGGUAUCUACAGUUGCAUCCAUGGCGUGGCCAUCGAGGAACGCCAGUCAGCAAUGAACUCUCCCACGGCGACUAUGAACAACACCCAUUCCAACAUCCUCCGCCUACUUCGGACAGCCAAGAACAUGGCCAACCUGUCAGGGGUCAACGGCUCACCACAGAGUGCCCUGGACUUUAUCCGCCGUGAGUCGUCUGUCUACGAUAUCUCUGAGCACCGCCGCAGCUUCACCCACUCAGACUGCAAGUCAUACAACAACCCCCCCUGCGAGGAGAACCUCUUUAGUGACUAUAUUAGUGAGGUGGAAAGGACCUUUGGCAAUCUGCAGCUGAAGGACAGCAAUGUAUAUCAGGACCACUACCACCACCACCACCGCCCCCACAGCAUUGGCAGCACCAGCUCCAUUGAUGGGCUCUACGACUGUGACAACCCGCCCUUCAACGCCCAGUCACGAUCCAUUGGGAAGAAACCCUUGGACCUGGGUUUACCCCCUGCCAAGCACAGCCAGCUGGGUGACCUUUACGGCAAAUUCUCCUUCAAGAGUGACCGCUACGGGGGCAGCGGGACCCAUGACGACCUGAUCCGCUCGGACGUCUCUGACAUUUCCACUCAUACAGUCACCUACGGCAACAUCGAGGGCAACGCAGCCAAACGACGGAAGCAGCAGUACAAGGACAGCCUGAAGAAGCGCCCAGCCUCUGCCAAGUCCCGGGGGGAGUUUGAUGAGAUAGAGCUGCCCUACCGCCGGCGCCCGCCCCGCUCGCCUGACCACAAGCGCUACUUCAGGGACAAGGAAGGGCUACGGGACUUCUACCUGGACCAGUUUCGGGCCAAGGAGAACUCGCCUCACUGGGAGCACGUGGACCUGACGGACAUCUACAAAGAGCGGGGAGAUGAGUUUAAGCGUGACACAGGAGGAGGAGGAGGAGGAGGAGGAGGAGGAUCCUGCACCAAUACGGACCACCACAAUUUGGAGGGGAGCCCCUACGCCCACAUGUUUGAGAUGCCAGCCAGUGAGACCACCUUUGCCAACAACAAGUCCUCAGUGCCCGCCACCAGCUACCACCACCACAACAACCCCGGCAGCAGCGGGGGCUACAUGCUCAGCAAGUCGCUCUACCCCGACCGGGUCACCCAAAACCCUUUCAUCCCCACUUUUGGGGAUGACCAAUGCUUGCUCCACGGCAGCAAAUCUUAUUUCUUCAGGCAGCCUGUGGUGGCAGGGGGGCCCAAAGCGACGUUUUUUUUUGUCACCACCAACAAGCCGGUGGUCUCAGCCCUUCAUGGGGCUGUGCCAGCCCGUUUCCAGAAGGACAUCUGUAUAGGGAACCAGUCCAACCCCUGUGUGCCUAACAACAAAAACCCCAGGGCUUUCAAUGGCUCCAGCAACGGGCAUGUUUAUGAGAAACUCUCCAGUAUUGAGUCUGACGUUUGA